UAAUCCAAGCGUCUGUUUAUUACACGUUCAUUAUCGAAGUGACACUGCGAAGACUAACGUAAGCAGAUCUCCAGUCGCAAAAUUUAACAAGAUUUUGAACGAACUGAGAUUAUAAAAAGGGGUACAAUUGUGGGAUACAUUUGGCCAGUUUUAGACAUUAACACUCCCACCAACAGAAAACGCCAGCGGAGUGAAUCUAUUGCAAGGGAGCAAAAGCAGAGCGCUGUUCAGAAGACAGUCCGCUUUACAGCCACCUAGGCGAAGAAAUCCAGUUCGGACUUGACUACAUUUAUUGCCAAAUACACCAAAAGAAAUGUCUGCCCCUGCAGCCGGAGCACCAGCACCAGAAGGAGCAACCCAACCUCCUAACCUCACCAGCAACCGCCGCCUGCAGCAGACACAGGCACAAGUAGAUGAGGUGGUGGAUAUUAUGCGUGUGAACGUGGACAAGGUCCUGGAACGUGAUCAGAAGCUAUCUGAGCUCGACGACAGGGCUGAUGCUUUGCAGGCUGGGGCUUCACAGUUCGAGACCAGCGCCGCCAAACUCAAGAACAAGUAUUGGUGGAAGAAUGCCAAGAUGAUGAUUAUUAUGGGGGUGAUAUGCGUGAUUGUCCUCAUCGUUGUCAUUGUGUACUUCAGUACCUAAGAGGAGUGACUCCUACCCCAGUCGGCACUCGAGACUGCCAGCUACCUUGUGACAGAAAACCCUUCUAAUUGAUGACAAAAGUAACAUUUGACGAUCAAUCAGUUAAUUCGAUUGUUCCCUAAACAGUCUAAAUAUGACACUUCUGGCCCCCUCACCCCUCCCCAACCCUUGCUUCCACCACCUCACCUCUGGACCCCUGUCAAUCUUCGUCCUGUGAGUUUGUGGCCCUGCCUCCUGUGUAAAUACUGCUUUUCUAAACUUAAUUUAACACUCAGAACCCAAUACUUGUUGUGAUUGUUACUUGAUAACGACAACAGAAAAAGGAAACUAUGGUCCUGGCGAUAAUUGUUAUAUACCAGAUAUGAAAUAUAUAUAUAGUUCUUUGUAGAGUUUUAUUCUGAUAUAAUGUUUUUUGUAGGUUGUGUGUGUGUGUGUGCGUUUUGUAUUUUUUAAUUUUUGUAUUAAUUUGACUUACGCUUCAGAAUUCAACUACUGCCUAAUCAUCAGAGUGUGUAUAUCGUGCACGUUCUUUUACUGUUUCUGCCUGUCUCUGGUUUCCUCCAGCUCUGUUUCAGAGCAUAGGUGCAUAUUUGCACUGUGGACUUAGUUUCCUUUAACUGAGGUAAUCAAUAUUCCCCUCACUCUCUCCUAUCCUUCCUUCUUUCAGAAAUUCCUCAUUCUUUCUUUCCCUCUUUCCCUCUUUCCC
Hypomesus transpacificus is the source of this 1352-nucleotide messenger RNA. RefSeq names its product vesicle-associated membrane protein 2 (gene vamp2). Gene Ontology annotation, molecular function: SNAP receptor activity; syntaxin-1 binding. Gene Ontology annotation, biological process: SNARE complex assembly; vesicle-mediated transport; vesicle fusion. The coding region runs from base 314 to 646 and encodes 110 amino acids. The record is from RefSeq and is a predicted model, not a curated record. Lineage: Eukaryota; Metazoa; Chordata; Actinopteri; Osmeriformes; Osmeridae. Gene Ontology annotation, cellular component: plasma membrane; SNARE complex. The transcript has 5 exons.